Molecule: messenger RNA, 1302 nt
Organism: Emiliania huxleyi CCMP1516
Lineage: Eukaryota; Haptophyta; Isochrysidales; Noelaerhabdaceae
Exons: 5
Coding region: 1-1302 (433 amino acids)
Molecular function (GO): phosphoric ester hydrolase activity
Source: RefSeq, a predicted model, not a curated record
AUGCUGCGAUCCCUGCCCAGCCUCCUCCUCGCCGCGUCGACCCUCGCGCUGACGUUCGAUGCCCGAGCCGCCCUGCGCUCGGCUCCCGCCUCGGCUCGCGCCAACCCGGCUCGCGCUCCCGGAGCCUGCCUGAUGGCGAAGAAGCCCAAGGUCGACAAGCGCUCCUGGCUCCCGAAGCGCUCCUCUCCGUUCGCCCGCGAGGUGGACGUGGCGCUGCAGCUCGUCUCUCGCGCCGCGGCCGGCGUGGGCAAAGCACCCGUAGCGGCAGUCAACCUUGCCACUCAGGCUCUCGUGUGUGACGGCCUCGCGUCCGAGUUUGAGGGCGACGCGGUCAUGGCGGCGGAGAGCGCGGAGUCGUUCGCCGGCUGCGACGCCGAGACGCGGCAGGCUGCCCUCGCACUUGCCAACGAGCUCGGCGCGACCACACCGUGCGUCAAUGCCUUUGUGCCUCCGUACCCUGACCCGGACGAGGCCGGCCUGGCCGCUGCACUGACGCGAAACGUGCGCGCGGGUCUCGGGCCGCGCACGUGGGUGCUGAGCCCGGUGGCCGAGGCGGAGCAGCCCGCCAUCUCCCUCUCCCUCCUCGAGUACGGCCGGCCCGUCGUGUGCGCAAUCGCCCUCCCCAACCUGCCGCGAAACUCAAUGUCUGGCGAGAAGCUGCUGCGCAUGACAGUCUCCUUUGACGGGCAGAGCGGCGCCGUUCCCCCGCCGAUGGGGAGCCUCAUGUGGGCGGAGCAGGGCAUUGGCGCGUACGAGCGGUCGGUGGGAGGAGAGCACGGCACCGACGUGCGCAUCCGCGUCGACCGCGCGCUCAUCGGGCGGCGAGACAUUGUCGGCACGGCGUGGACGCGGCCGGACCGGGACAACGGCCCGCUGCCCGUGGACAAGACGACCGGCGUGCAGGACUUCGGCGCUGAGGUCCGUAAGCGUUCCUGCUUCAUUUUCAUUCCAACCCAAGGCACCGUUGAACUUAGCCUCAGCCCCUCUGUGCCGCUGCAAGCCAAAGGCCCGUUUGCCUACGGGCUGAUCGCGCGCGGCGAGGCGAUGGCCUACUUUGAUUUGCCCGACGCGGCCGAGGCGUUUGACCGCAACGUCUGGGCGCACGCGGCGGGCGUCUUGCUCGUGCAGGAGGCCGGCGGGCGCGUCACCGACCCGGCGGGCAACGAGCUCGACUUUUCGGUCUGCCGCGAGGGCACGGCGCUGCCGGCGCACGUGGUCGGCGCGAUCGCGACCAACGGCGACAUCCACGCCAACGUGAUGCGAAAGUGCGGGCUGGCCUCGCUCAACGCGGCGCUGGGCUAG